AAUCAUGGCAGAUCUGAGUUUGACCGACGCUCUGACCGACAGCGUUCCCGAUACAGAGGAUGUUGUGGAGAGAGAUUUCGUGGCCACUCUGGAGGCGGAGACCUUUGAUGAUCAGGUCGGCGAGACGGUUGGCAAGACGGACUUUGUCCCACUGCUAGACAAUGAUGGGAAGGAGCCAGGUACAGUAAUGGAGAACGGAGAUCAGAAAGUCCAAGGGGCUCAGAACCCUGGUGGCGUAAGUCCGCUGGGCUCUUCAGGACUGAUUUCAGCGCCGUGGCCGGAGACGCAGGGGGACGUACGGCCGCAUCAAACGGACCAGCAGGACUUUGGCACAGAUUUUCUAACCGGUUCGAUGUCUGGUUUUUCACACUCCAGCUCUCCACAGAUGAUAGACAGCAGUCCAAUCGGGGCGUUCUCAGGUUUCUCUGAGCCCGGCGUGAUGCUGAACACGGCUGCCAGUCCUGUUCCUCUCCAGACAGAAAGACCGUUUGAACCGCACUCGACACCAGCGGUCCAGGUCACUGAAACCCCCAAAAUACCUGCUGAACCGCUGAUAGCCAUGACCCCCAAGAGCCCAGCGGACACAUCUGCAGGUGUCUUUGGUGAGCGCUGGUCCGAUGAGGCCGGCAUCCCAUCUGAUCUGCCCUUCACACCCAGCGUUUCCACAGUUAUCAGUCGCCAUGCGAGUCACCUGACUGAGAGUCCACACGACGCGCCUGACCCCCACUGGUCCCCCAGAGAUAGCUUAGCUGGAGAUGAGAGGGAAACUGAAGCAUCUGACCGCAAAAAAGACAAGAAGAAGAAGAAAAGACGACCCAGAGACGAUGUGUUUGACACGGAGCUACAGAGCGAAAGCGCCGAGAGCCCGCAUCGCUCGUCCCCUCGCAAGGAACGCGACAGAGAGGGAGACUGGGAAGACAUCGGCCGCGUGGGUGGUAGAGUCAAGAAGCCCAAAAGUCGAAAGAAGAUUCCAGAGGAAUGGGCCAUCCAUGCAGAGCCUUUCGUUCCUGCCUCAGCCUCCGUAUCACAAGAGUUUGGAAGUGACAGCGGUUUAAUGUCUCUCUCUGAAGAUUACACAGACGAGAGUUUCAUUCCUCUGUCGCUCACGCAAGAUCUUCUGUCCCUCACGGCUACUUCACCACCAUCCACCCUUCAACCUGCGGUGACGUCGCAGAAAUCUCCAGGUCAGACUUCAGGUCUCUCUGUGUCAUCUGGCUUUCAUGAGAUCAUCAUGGAAACAGACAGCGCCUUCCAGGGUUACCCAAAAGAUGCUUUUGAGUCACCGCUGGGCAAAGCUGCUUCUCUCACCCCUGCAGGAGCCUUUGAGGAGGCUAUGUUUGAACAAGAACCCUACACUCCUCCUCCUGUCAUGAGCUUGCUUGAGUCCCCGAUGAAAGAACCCCAGAUGUCCACCCCUGAAACCACCCGUUUCGUCCCACCGAUGGAGGCGUUGAUCUCAGCACCACCGUUUUCACCGUCUGGACCUGCUUGGUCUCUCAAUAAUCACAAUCUCUCCAGUGUGACACCUGCGCCUUUUCCAUCACCAAAGAACAAAACCCCAAAAGAGUCCAAACAAGGAAAGAAGUCUCGUUCGUCCUCAUCCAAGAGUCCCAGCACUCCUGACGGACAGUUACCCUCUCCUCAGAGUUCAGGUCUGAAUCCGGCAGCGCCGCCAUUCUUUCCUAGUUUUGCGGAACCUCUGGAACCUCAGGCCUUUACAUCAGAAGAAAACUGUGAGAAAAACAAGCCAGAUGUGAACAAAACCGACAACAUCCAGAAAUCUGACAACUCUGAUGUCAUCAACAAGAUGCAGAAAGAUGAGAAAACGCUUGAGCUGAAAGACAAAACUGAGCACACCCAUCAAAUCGAACUGAAGGAUACUCCAGAGAAAAUGAAAGAAACGGCCACACCUGAUAAGAACAAAGAGAAAAUCGACAAGAUUGAAAAAGUUGACAAGAUAGAAACACCGGUGAAGGUUGAAGUGACGGAGAAAGUCGAUCCGUUAGAAAAACCCCUGACAAAAGACGUGUCUGAGAAAGAUGAGAAACCAACGGAGAAGAGAGAGAUGACGGAGAAGACUGAUUCCUCCCUAAGCAUGGACAAUGAGAAGGUGGAUCAGGUAAAAAAGCCUGAAGUGAAGACUGAGAAAGUCAAAGCCGAUGAGAACGAAUCUAACCGAGACACAGCAGAAGAUAACAAACCGGAUCUGAAGCUGGAAAAGGACAAAGUUGUAAAAGAACAGAAGACGGAUGAAGUUAAAGUCGAACAGAAGACAGAAAAGGUUGAAUCCGCUGAUAAGAAAUCUGCCAAAGCUGAGAAGGACGAGAAAGGCGAGAAAGCCAAAAGGCCAGCUGCUAAACCUGCCGUAAGCAACGGUGUGCCUGCGAAAGACUCGAGCAGUCCUGCGAAAAAGACCAAGCCUGUCGCAGGUGCAACCAAACCCAUCUCCACCAAACCCCGGCCAAGCUCCUCCUCCACCGCUCCACCUGCUCCCAAGCGUCCGACCCCUACCUCAUCCACCAGUGCACCCGCCCCCCUCAGCAAAAAAGCCCCCGUGCUCAAAGCACCCCCCCCAUCCGCUGGCACCAAGCGACCGGCUACAGCAUCCACUCGACCCCACACGGCUACAACCUCCGGUACAGCGGCUAAAGAGGUCAAGCCCAAGACGGCCACAGAGAAGCGCCCACUUGUGCCAAAGGUCUCGAGUGCGCCCGCUCGGCCCGCCGCCCCCAAAAACAGCUCGUCUACAACAGCGGAAAACAAACCGGCUACCACAACAACACGCACAUCAACCACAACACGGCCAACAGCCAGCACUCCCGCCACCCGACGCCCGGUCACAAAGACUGACGGUAAACCUGAAGAGAAGAAAGCAACCACACUGAAAACCACAGAUGCUGCUCGGUCUAAAACGGCACCUCUCCGAACAUCCACCGCUACAAGCAGGAUCAGCGCUUGUCCCACAAAAACACCACCUACCACCGCAGCAGCCGACAAGAAACCGCCCGUACCCCGCGCAUCACGACCCAACUCAACAACCACCAGCGCUACAGCUCGCCCCGCCCCUCACCCUGGCUCCGCCUCUGCUACAGAUAUCAAAAUCGUGCGCUCCAAGAUCGGCUCUACGGACAACAUUAAACACCAGCCCGGAGGAGGGAAGGUCACAGUUUCUCAGAACAGAACGGACACUCAGAGUAAAGACAUCAGCCAGGGCAAAGUUCAAAUACUCUCCAAAAAAAUGGACUACAGUCACGUCACGUCUCGCUUGGGCUCCAAGGACAAUAUGAAACAUGUUCCUGGUGGAGGGAACAUCCAGAUUCUCAAUAAGAAGGUUGACGUUAGUAAAGUAACCUCAAAGUGCGACUCCAAAGCCAACAUGAAACAUAAACCAGGUGGAGGAGAUGUGAAGAUCGAGAGCCAUAAGAUGAAUUACAAAGAUAAAGCUCAGUCCAAAAUUGGCUCAAUGGAUAAUGUCAAUCAUGAGCCUGGUGGAGGUAAAGUCAAGAUUGAGUCUUUCAAGCUUCAUUUCCGCGAGAAAGCCCGCUCUCGCACGGACCACGGCGCCGACAUCAUCAUCUGGCCCGCCUCGGCUGACGGCUCCGCCCAACCCCACCUGUUACGCAACAGCGUCUCGCUCAACGACUCCCUCGCCACCGCCGGCCUCCCCCGCUCCCACACCACCCCGACUCUCCUCUCCUCCCAGGAACAGGGCGGAAUCGUCGGCUCGCUCGACGGACUCCUGACGUGACUUCUCUUCUCCCGUUCGUCCUACCAUUGCUAUGACUCGUUUAAUGGGUGUGUUUGUUAGACGUCAGACUGCAUGAAGAAGGCUGGUAGUGGGUGCUCUGAUGAAGGUCCGAAUGAGGUUUUGUCUUUUAUAAGCUUUGGUUUGGCCAUGAACCCUUUUCUCAGCCUUUUGUCCGCUGCUAAACUCAUGCUCGUCACAACACAACAAUCACAACAUCAGCUUUCUCAUAUGACAUCUAGAUCUUGGUCUUUAUUUCUCUGUACAACAGUGUUGAAACUUGGUUCAUGAUUAAUGUAGCUAACCUGAACAUUACAAAUAAACAUCUAGAUCCGUCUGGCCAUCAUCCCACGCUGCCUUCAGGUCCUGCUGAGUAGAGUUUAAAAGUGUUUCGCAUCAUUCAGCGGUGAUGAUGAGUUCAUGAUGAACAUUGGAUGAGUGCUGCAGUGCCGAUGUAGUUGUGAAGGCCAAACUAGAAGUUCUGUGACAAAAACGGCAAUAGGGUUUUCAAUAUUACGAAGAAUAAGCUGCUGAUGAUCAAGAAAAGUACAGGAUACACGUCUCGUCCAUCCAGAUAAUGGUCACAAAUAAAGACGACGUUUGUGGAUUUUGAAGCGUAAAAGUACAUUUUAUAAGAUGCUCGCUCAACAUCAGUAUCACUCUUUGAAACUUUAUUAAAAACAUGUUCUCUGAAAGGAAACUCCUCCAUCCAGCAUUUUUGAGAUUUGUGUCCAUGUUGCAUCACUUUCGAGGUUUUUCUGCACGAUGACAUUUAAUGUGUCUGACCAUGUCUGUAGUCCCAUGUACCAACUUGUUAUCAAUGACCUUUUUCCAAGGCCCGUGCAAUCUUUUAAAAUCACAAGUGGGGUAUUACCGGUGUGAUUUAUGUCGUAGAACAAAACGUGACAAUAUCUCAAGCUUCCAGACCUUAUUUUAGCCAUUUAAACCAAAACCCAUUGAUUUCCUGAUGCUCUAAAACUAACUCUGGAUAUUGGCCUACAAAACGACUUCAUGACCGCAGCACUCUACUAAUGCUUUAUCCUGCAGAGGAUGAGGGGAAAUGUAGUUUUAUCACAUAAACCCGAGGCUGGCUUGAAGGCAGCGUAGUUCAGCACACCGGGGCUGUCAUGUGACCUCUCGCUUGACCGUCAGUACAUUAAAACCCAUAGGCUAUCUGAAUCUCUGUGUGUCGUGAUUGUGUGUUUGAGUAAAUAAUAUAGAAUUGAACUGUUCGUUUUUAUCCUUCGGUUUUCUUUUUGUGACCAGCGGAUGUUUCUUUCUUCUCAUUGUUGUAAAGCAAUAUAUAACCAUCUCCUACAAUGCCUAUAAGACGUUCAUUUACACGCACCGUGGACUGAGAUCAUAGUGUCAAAUGUAGCUCCAGACGGCUCUGUGAAAGUGAAGAAGGUCUGAGGAGGAACACUGAAGGGAAAAUACUUUAGAAAGUAGAAAGCAAGACUACAACAUGGAGUUUCAUGCGGAGAGGUUUUCUUGUCAUUGAUGUAGGUGCAGUAUGUUUGUAACUCCUGAUCUGCUGCGGGUGGCACUUAAAUCAUCUGCCUUUACAGAGACACAGAACUGAAUGUCACGCCUUGAAACCUUUGAACUAGUUGCGGUUUAAGAAACGGUGAAUUGUGCAUCAGGUGGUUAUUUGGAUGAUUCUAUUAUUGCGUGUUUUUGCGGGUCUUUUUGAAGCUUGAUAGCCUGAUGUUGAAAGUUCCUGCGGAGCUUGUAGCUGAUCUUUCUUGUAGCAUCUUCUGUAGUAGUUUAUUUUCAAGUUGAGUGUGGAAAAUCAUACUCGCAGAUGUUUGGUUUGGUGUAAGGAGGUCAGAACACAUGUUUUUUUGUGACUUUAUUCGUUUUCAUCAUCUGUGGGCAGUGUGGAUGGAGGGAUGGGGUUUUAAUCGACGUUUUGUUCCAUAUGCAGGUAUUAUUCUCACCAGGUUUCUUCAAUCCCAUUCAAACACGUAAGGCAAUAAGGCUGUCUGUUUGACAUCGUCAUCAAAUAAUCCACAUCAGGACAUGAAUGAUCAAUAAUAAAUAAAGAUCCACUGAUGUUCAGAAAAAACAUGUUUUUAAAGAUGUUUUUAGAUAAAAAAUGGAAAUUCAGCUUUGGGUUUUGAGCAUUGAAGAUGGUCUCCCAUUUACAUUUGAAGGAGGAAAAAGAAUUUAUUAGAACGUUUCACCUGUGAAUUAGUGAAUAACACAGACAUAUAAAUGUGAUUUUAUUAAUUGAUUUUUGGCAAUAAUUAAUAUUUAUCUUUUUUUGUAAAUAUUUGUGUUUGAUCUGUGCCAUCCACAAGUACAGUAUUUAAGUACGGUUAAUAAUAUGUAUAACAAUGGUUUGUAGUGAAAUGGUCACAAUCUGUCCCAUAAAUGCAGUCGAUAUAAUAAGAACAAAGUGCAACUUCUUUUUUCUUUUCAAAUAUUUACGGUUGCUCUCCCCAUAUUGUUCUAUGUAAACACAUGCUGCCAUCUAAUGCACUCAAUAUUGCCACAAGAAUGAAAGAAAUGUAACAAAAAAUCUUUAACUCUUAACACAAGUGCUUGAUAUUCUUUACCUUUAAUGGCUGGUGGUUUUAUUGUUGUUGUUUUUCUGGGAAAAGACAAAAAAAAAGAACAAACAGGUUUGAGAUACAAUAAAGAUGCAAAGCACUUAUAAUUCUGUCCUCUGACAGCUGUGUCUUUAAUGUUUUGGUUGUGGGCAGUCUGCCCUGAUGAUGCCAGGUGGGUCAUGUUCAGGUGGGCAUUGAUAUUAUUAAACGUCUUCUAAUAAUCUUAAUGAAUCUCACAUACCCUUUACAUUUGAUCAAUAUUAGUCUUACAAUACAUGCUGAGAGACAUAAACAGUAUAAUGCUGUCAAAACUAAAACUGGGGUGGGGGUGCAAUGAAUGUGUAGCACUGAUUUUUUUUGGUCGUGAAGGACCUGGGCAUCGUGUUGAAUCAUGGAGUGAGAGGAGAGGUCCAAUCAUUCUUAUUAUUGUUUCUUUUGUUAUUUUCUUUUCUUUGUUGAAUCUGGGAGAGAUAUGAAUUCUAUUCAUUAUAAAGAUGUCCAGCCCUGAAGUAACAUAAACUAAGAAACACAACAUUCGUGUGCAAAACUAGUAGUUCUGGUUUUGGUUUCUGGUGAUGCAGUAAAGUAGAUCACAUCCAUGCUGAAACCAGCUCAGACUGUUGUUUUGGUGAUUUUCUUGAUUGUGCAUUUUCCUUUAUUUUCGAGUUAUUUCCAUUAAAAAUAAAUUUCAUAAUAUUUUUGGUUUGAAUGAGGUGUUUAUUGUGGUUAACUGUUAACUAUGAUGUGAUUAUUAAAAAUUAAAUGAAAUGAAGUGUUUAAAACAUUCUA
Triplophysa rosa is the source of this 7089-nucleotide messenger RNA. Its product is annotated as microtubule-associated protein 4. The transcript is spliced from 16 exons. Gene Ontology annotation, biological process: neuron projection development; microtubule cytoskeleton organization. Gene Ontology annotation, cellular component: neuron projection. NCBI's taxonomy places the organism in Eukaryota, Metazoa, Chordata, Actinopteri, Cypriniformes, Nemacheilidae. Gene Ontology annotation, molecular function: microtubule binding. The coding region runs from base 5 to 3748 and encodes 1247 amino acids. The record is from RefSeq and is a predicted model, not a curated record.